Molecule: messenger RNA, 4571 nt
Organism: Esox lucius (northern pike)
Lineage: Eukaryota; Metazoa; Chordata; Actinopteri; Esociformes; Esocidae
Gene: anos1a
Product: anosmin 1a
Exons: 15
Coding region: 306-2327 (673 amino acids)
Biological process (GO): neuron differentiation
Cellular component (GO): extracellular region; cell surface
Molecular function (GO): peptidase inhibitor activity; protein binding
Source: RefSeq, a predicted model, not a curated record
AUCACCAUAGGAAGCACCCAUAUCAAGCAGAGAAUAUUUUACCACGAGCAUGAGUGAAAAAGGCCAACUACGGGAGGAUUUCUUCAACAUUUCCUACACGUCACGUUUUCUCCUUUCCGUAGGCGAAAAUACGGUGGCAAGAUACCUUAUGAUAUAUGAUUUCUCCCAAUGACAGCCUGAGCUCAGAUGCAGGCUCCUCCCUAGAAGAUAGAAGUUUCAUCAGUUUCCCGGGCUGCCUGCUUCCACAAACCGUCCUAAGACCGUCCCGUCACUACGAAGGGAAAAAUACGCAAGAGGCCUAAGCAAUGUUGUUAUCCAGAACUCGUGGUGUAUGGAAGAGUUUUUGUUUGUUUAGUGUUUUCUGGAGUGUGUUCUUGAGUGCCAAUGGGAAGACGAAAAAGACAGAUGAGACCGCGUCGAUGAACGCUCUCCACCGAGGAAGAUGCGCGGCUAGGUGCCUCAGCCUGCAAAGCGUAGAGACGCUCUCCAAACACUCCCAGGUAGAGAACAACGGAUCCCUGGGCUGGUGUCAGAGCCAUAAACAGUGUGCCAAGUGCCUGGAACCCUGCAAGGCCCCCUGGGACAUGAAGCGACACCGGUGCCGCGAGCUCUGUGAGCGCUCAUUCCCCAGGAAGCACUGGGAGUGCCUGACUAGUUGCGACUUCCUGUGCUCGUUAGAGGCCACCAAGCAGGGUGACUGCCCCGCCCCGGAGAGAGCCAGUGGCUUUGCAGCGGCGUGCGUAGAAGGGUGCGAGGAGGACGCAGAGUGCCCCGCCCAGAAGAAGUGCUGCCCGAACGGUUGUGGUCACACCUGCCAGCUGCCCAAGAACCAAUACAAAGGAGCCCCUAUGAAGCCCAGAAAGGAGAUGGGUUUUGAGGAGCUGAGUUCUGGGAAGAUGGCGGUGCAUUGGUCCUCCCGAUUCAACGUGUCGGCCGAGCCGGUCGUCUACGUUCUCCAGAGGAGGUGGAACUAUGGGAUCCAACCCAGCGAGGAUGCCGCCACACAGUGGGACGUGGUCGCACAGACCACGGAGGUGAGAGCACAGCUGGCUGAUGUCCGCGCCGGUCGGUGGUACCAGUUCAGGGUCGCGGCGGUGAACGUCCAUGGGACCCGGGGUUUCACCACACCCAGUCGCCACAUUCACACCAGGAGAGACCCCUCCUGCCCACCUGCGCCGUCUGACCUGAGGGUUUCCAACAUGACCUUUGACCCUGCGGGCGGAGCGGUGUCAGUGCGGCUGGGCUGGUCCAUCCCAUCGGACCUGGAUGUUCCUGUGCAUCACUACAAGGUGUCCUGGUUCAGGGUCACGGGCAGCUCAGGGGCCACAGUGCGACCUAAGACCAAGAGCAGGAAGAUGGUCAAUGGGGGGCAGAGCUAUGUGGACCUCGACGGUCUGCGGGCAAACCAGAGCUACACCCUGGAGAUACAGGCCGUAUCGUACUGGGGACAGGCGCCGCUGAAGAGUCCCAAGGCCGCCCUGAUGUUUUCCACACAGCCGCGUGAGGAUCGUGUGACUGGUACCCACCCAGUCCCCUCCCCCGAGGGCCCCAUCCCUGACCUCCUGGACGUGGGCACGCCGUUCUACCAGGACCGCCAACUGCAGGUCCGGGUGUACUGGCAGAGAAGCACCGAUCCUGCUGUGAUUCGGUACCGGGUCCAGUGGGUUCCAGAGUACUGUGGACACAAUCAGACCAAAGGAGUGGACAAGAUCAUCACUCAGGAGGGCUUUGCCAGCCUCCCCGGUCUGCUGUUCUCCUGUAAGUACAGGGUGAACCUCCAGCCACUGGGCACCAGGGGGCGGUUCCCGGCAGAAACCACCUUCUUCUUCACCCCCUCCUGUGCCACCAUCAGAGCCAAGAGUCCCAAACACAUCACAUGUCCCGGUCAAGAAGGCACUCCUCCGCCUCCCCCGAAGGUGCUGGCCAGAGUGGAGAACCUGAGCGCCUCCUUUGCGGUCCACAAGGGAAACGUCACAGCUGUGUUCACGUGGGACGUGUCCACGCCACGCCCAGCCCAGCAGCUCCAAGGCUUCCAGGUCACAUGGGCAGAAGUGACCUCUGCCGGUCGCCAUAGUAAACUUCCCAACAGCCUCAUCUCACAGUCUCAGAUACUGCCACCUGAGCGUAAUGUCCUGGUUGUGUCGGGUCUGGGGCCAGCCACCCUCUACCGACUAGAUGUCCAGGGGAUUGGACCAGGAGGAGAGGGUCCUGCCGUCACCAAGACCUUCACCACGCCAAAUGCCUCGCCAGUCCAUCUGCGUCGACCCAGACUGAGGAAGCAUCAUUCGCACCAACCGAUUAUAGAGAGGCAUGGAGAGAGCAGCUAACUGCACCUGACCACCUGGACUUAGAACACUGGAGAACAGUCACCAAUCAGAUCGCAGAAGGGUUCCCCUCAUGAAAGACACCUGGCACCGCUCAUAUCCCUCCUAAUGUCUGUGUCACGUCAGAGCUCCUAUUCAGUUUCUAGAGGGGCAGGUCAAAAUAAACCCACUUUUUUUUUUUAGACCUCAAUAGGGUUAAUUUGUGUCCAUUGUGGAAUUUUCUAAACCCUACUUUUUAGGAUGUAUACUACCAAAUAGAGACAUUGUGCCAUCAAAUAACCGGGAUAACAGGUCACUUAACUCUUUGGAAUUGUGCAUGUGGAAAUGAAGAGAUCGAUAUGAUAAGAGACCCUGGCUUUUGCAUGUUUAGUCGCAUGACAUCGGUAUUACACCCCUCACACGUCAACCAAUAGACAAUGACUUGUCACUGUUAAAUCGCUGUAUUGUUUUCUGUUUUGAUUGGCCGAAGAUGUGGUUUUGACUGUCAUGUUCUGUAAAUGCUGUAUAUACAGUUAGUCUAUAAUUUAUUAUUGAUCCUUGCAGUGGAUGAAAUGUAGCCCUAUGUGUUCCUUUACUAGGCUGUCUUUGUGAACCUUUGUAUGUUUAUUUUUUUUGCCCAUUCACACUUUUCUAAACUGACAUACCCUGUAUAGAGAUUACUUUAAAGUAAACAUUGAUUCCGUGUCAAAAUAGUGUCCUGUCUGUGUAGAUUUUAAACGGUUCUUAAGGUCUGUGGCUAAAGACCCAACCACGUCGUCUCGUUGAGUUUCCACUGACAUGGCAGUUAGUUUUAGUGUCACUUCAAUAGGUUAGCUACGGAAACACGGGCCUCUCUGGGAUGUGUGGAAAUAGAAACGCACGCAAACAGAACACACACUGUCUAAGUGUUCUGUAGCCUUGAUGUUUGGGUCACUGGUGAUUCCAGUUCAACCCACCCAGCAGGAUCUCUGUUUUGGCUCUUUUUUUUAACGCAGUGAAGGUCGUUUACCUUUGAAUUUCAUUUCAUCCUGUGAGGGAAAUGUCGGUUCGCCCAUUGAAGAAAGUCAUCCAUAUGAUACUGUAAGCGAAGGUAUGAUUUACCAAUGUCAGCUUACGGUGUAAAACACUUGCGGAAACAGUCGAAUGAUCUUGUACUUCAAGUCCAUUUAGUUAAAGGAACAAAUGCCCUCAUGGAGAACAUAAGCACCUCUAUCCAGCUUCAUCCUGGUUCAAGGUUUAUGACUGUUGACUGGUCCCUCUAGUGCACCAAACACAUUUACAACCUUGCCUAUAAAGAGAGAAAGGAGGUAUACAGAGGGAGAGAUGGAGAGAAAGAAGGAAGCACGGAACAAAAAAAAGGUUGAGGGCAACAUAUACUGUAUAUCUACUGAAAAUGUGUUUUCACAUAUGUAUUUAUAAUACUUGGCGCCAAGCAACUUACUUCAGUUGGUAUGUUUUCAAUGGUCAUUACCUGAUCUGAACUUUUAUUGUCAUUGCAAAAGAUCUUGUGAAUGAGGAAAUAUACCACUAAGGUAUGUGAAGCUUUUAUAGCCCAAAUACUAGUAAUGUGUUAAAGGAUGCUUUCUGCAGUUAAUGUAUAAUUUCAGAGAGGUGCUCAUGAGAAAAUGUGUCCCUGUUUUCUGUCUACUUCUGCAGUGGUUUCCUGUGUACUAUUGGAGAGUUUUCCUGUGUACUACUGCAGUGGUUUCAUGUGUACUACUGCAGUGGUUUCCUGUGUACUACUACAGUGGUUUCCUGUUUACUACUGCAGUGGUUUCCUGUGUGCUACAUCAAUGGUUUCCUGUGUGCUAAAUCUGUGGUUUACUGUGUACUACUGCAGUGGUUUCCUAUGCACUCUUGCAGUGGUUUCCUGUGUACUACUACAGUGGUUUCCUAUGCACCGCUGCAGUGGUUUCCUGUGUACUAUUGGAGAGUUUUCCUGUAUACUACUGCAGUGGUUUCAUGUGUACUACUGCAGUGGUUUCCUGUGUACUACUACAGUAGUUUCCUGUUUACUACUGCAGUGGUUUCCUGUGUGCUACAUCACUGGUUUCCUGUGUGCUAAAUCUGUGGUUUACUGUGUACUACUGCAGUGGUUUCCUAUGCACUCUUGCAGUGGUUUCCUGUGUACUACUACAGUGGUUUCCUAUGCACUGCUGCAGUGGUUUCCUGUGUACCAAAAAAAUUAUAAUAUGCAAUUUGACAAUGCACUGUCCAAUAAUAAUAUGCCUGUAUCUAAUGCUUUCUUGAAUACAACUCUAAAUUUAA